AUGUGGCGAAUAAAAAACUAACAAAAUAAUAGUAUUAAAUACAUACAUAUGGUUCUCUUGUUAGUCGUUUAGCCGAGCUUCUUUUUCGAUUUGUGUUGCGCGCUUUGCUGGUUUUGGGAUAAUCUUAUAAGAGAAAUAAGCACAGCGGGCUUACCUUAACAUAUAGAGGGCAACUGCCUUUAGGAAAAACAUUCCUUCCGUCUUUUCCUUACUGGUUAAUAUCAUCUAUGCUAGGUACUUAGUCGAGCUGUCGAGCUUAUAGUUUUGUAAUAUUUAAGAUAUUUUGACAAGUCAUGGGUCCCAGUAAUUAGAUAAUCAGAACUCCCAGUAAUGCUCGAAAAGUAAUAUAUGUAUGAUCAAGGAAUUAGAUAUUCUGGGUUUUCAUAGAAUUCAAUCUGUUCACCUUUACUAAAAUAAAAUUUAGGUACGCCAGAAGUAACCUAAAUUUUUAACCCCCGGAGGUAUACGGAUUAUUUGGCGCUAAAUGGUAUAACCUAUACAGAACUAUAUGGGAUGUGUAUGGAAAUGUAUAGUCAGAUGUCUUAUGUGUUUUAUGAACCGAAUAACAUGCUCGAUAUCUCUGUUAUAGAAUCCAACAUCUCGACCCGGCAAGCAGGAUUUGUUAUAUAAACUAAUUUAAGAACAACGUUCUCGCCUAGAUUUUCCCAUGUACUGCGUUGGUUGUUCCAAAUAAAUGGUUUUUCAAUAGGACGCUAAAAAACGCUAAUUACGCCAUAUUCUCUUCAAAAAUGUUUGUCAUUUCAUCAUGGAAAAAUAUAAGAUCGAACAAUGAGUCGAAAUUAUUAAAAUAUGCUACCGAAAUUCGGAGUCAGUGGUCACUUUAAGAGUGCUAAGUCUAAUUCAUGAUCGCCAUAAUCGUCCUGUCAGAUCAACAAUUGAGCGUCUAGUGAAAAAAUUUGAAUUCACAGCCACAGUACAAAAGCUUCCUGCUCCAGUGAGACAAAGAAGUAGCCGUAGUGUCAUUGCUGCCGCUAGCGAAUAAAUUGAGGAAGACCCAAAUCAGUCUCCCACACGUCGUUCGUUGUGGCGAAUUAAUUGCUGCAGUAUCGGCCGAUUUAUGCUUGAAAACCGUCGAAAACUAGGUUCAGCGUCUGGACUUCUGCAAGCGUGCCCGUGGUGGCCAUGCAAAAGAAAUCGAGUUCCAUAAAUAAUGGCAUCGAAUGCACUUUCACAAGAAUUUUUGUAGCGCUCUUAUUAAAAAAUCAUUUAUAAUUUCAGUGGGUAAUUGGAGUUGGAGAUUUUUAUUUGACUGGUUUGGAUGGCAUAUAUUGGAACACAAUAUUCUUUACUUGCUAUUAUUCCAACGGUUCUAGUGCUGCUGUUAUCAAAUCGAAUGAACUUUAGAAUCCUUUUAUAGGGCUGGCUGAUUGUUUGACCCGAAUAUGCCGGCAAACAAAGUGAAGCGAACAAAUUCAUAUAUUUCGUUUUCUGUCGCAGGUUUACUUCUAAUUAAUACUGAUGGCUUCAAGGCUAACGGGGAUAGCUGCAGCGCCUUCGUAAAAACCUUCCAACCCCUCGUCAUAGAGACUAUCCGUUUAAAUAGCUAAGUCUGUUUCGAUUUUCAUACUUUAAAUCGUGAUUUUAAAUGAUUUUUUGGUCGGCAAAAAUCCCCCGCUGAACCCUCCGCGAGGGUGCCGGCUGGUAAUAGUUACCACAGUGCCGCAACUGAGUUGUGGGGUAUCUAGCUAAGGUACGAGUCCAUUAUUGAGUGUUUGUUGCUUUUCAAUAGCACAGCAUUCGGUGAUGUAGUCGUAUCAUGGUUGGGGGUAAAACCAAGGGCUGGAUCAAGGUGUCAUGCGACCCGUGCCGAGGAUCAACCUGGCUGGGGGCCCUUAAAUAGCCCAGUCUUGAACGGAGCUUACGGAUACCUGGCGCCCUCCGUAAUAAGAAAGCCUUGCUUGCGUAGCGGGGGCUAUGCGCAAGUGGACAUAGAUUCCCCUACACUCGUGGGUCCAAAUAUGAGCACAACAGAAGAAACUAAAGAAAAACCAAGGGAGUCCGGUUCUCCCUCAAUAAAGCCGGCAGGAACAGAUUGUUCCGAAAAGAGAGCAAUUAGCACGAAGACAGUGGCUAAGCCUGGUCUGAAUGCUAAGGUUGACACCAAGGUUGACACCAGGGCUGGAACUUCAGCUAAGCCAAGUUCCAGCAAAACAACAACAACAAAGGCAGCCGGAGCCAGGCCUACCAACCGGAGGCAGAAGGCAAAGGAAGAUGCCAAGUGUGUAGUUGCUGGUGUGUCAACCAGAGAAUGGCCUACCUUUAAGGUGGAAGAUCCAUCAAAAGCGAAGUAUGCGGAAAGGAAACGCGCUGCAUACAUCUUACGAAGAGCGCACCGGUACCCACCAACAAAGGAGGAGCUCACAAAAGAGCUCCAGGAAACCUUGGAGUGUGCUAAAGCGGUGUUACCCAACUUUAGCAUGGAACCGCCAGUUGUCGCUACUAAAAGGCAAAAGUCAGCUGAAGAGGCUAAGCCGUCAGCUAAGCGGCCUAAAACAAGGGGUGAGUUGCCCAAUAGAUCCUUUGCGGAAGUGGCCCGGAACCGCAUCAUCAUUGGUGUUCUGGAUGAGGGAGACCCCGAAGGAAAAAUCCCCAGAACCCAAUGGAAAUGGGUACAGGCUGCGCUGGCUAACGUGGCUCUGGAAGUGCUAUUAAGCAAUCCAGGCCCGCCGCCGUCAUGCACAGAUGCUGGAUGGUACCAGGGUCAGAUCAAGCUAGUAGCUUGUGAUGACGAAAGGUCGGUCCAGCUAUAUAAGGCCGCUAUAGCGAAGGUGGGAGAGGUGUAUCCCGGAGCCAAGCUAAUAGCCGUCGACAAAAAAGACAUUUCGUCCAGGCCGAGGGCAAGAGUUUGGAUACCGGCUACACCAUCCCAGCCGGAACAGAUCAUGCAGCUGAUCAAAGCUUGCAACCCAAACCUACCAACGGAGGGUUGGAAAUUUGUGAAAGCUUUCGAAGAAGCAACAACUGAAUCAGGCGUGGAGACCAAAAGGGCCACGAUGCAGAUUCUGUUGUUGCUAACUAACGACUCAAUAGAACCGCUGAAGAGAAGUGGCGGUGAAAUUAAUUAUGGCUUCACUAAAGUCAAAGUGAAGACCUACAAAGCAGAUGCCGGCGCUAUCGACCAUCUUACCUCGGAUAACGAGAUGGGUGAGGUAGAGGAAGAUCCAAUGGAGUCCUCGAGCGAUAUCGAUAGCCUCGAACAAGGUGAGUGCUCCUCAGAGUCUGAACUAGCGGGCAGGCUCUCAAAUUUAUAUACCGAGAAAGAGCUUUUAAGCGAUUCUCUAGAUGAUGUAGAUGUAACCAUAACUAAUGCAUCUCUUACAAAUAAAUCUUCACCAUAGCAAACUAGCGUCAGUAGCUCUAAUUAACCGCAUGGCAACAGAUCAGCCUGACUUUGUCCUCAUUCAGGAGCCAUGGGUUAAUGGAGGGCGGAUUUGCGGUCUGAGGACGCCGAAUUACAAGUUAUACGUGUCACACUGCGAAGUGACAAGGACACCACGGCAGUAAGCUGGGAGACGCGCAGAGGUAAUUACCGGCUAGUCUCUUGCUACAUGCCAUACGAUGAGGAGCAGGUGCCAUCUCUGCUUAUAAAAAGGUUGGUACUCGAUAGCGAAGCGUCCAAGAGGCCAUUAAUACUUGGAUGUGACUCAAACGCCCAUCAUUCACUGUGGGGCAGCUCUGAUACCAACGUAAGAGGUGAGUUGCUCUUUAAUUAUUUAGUAGGUACGAAACUAUUGUUGAGCAAUAGAGGCAACGCGCCAACCUUCAUCACUAGAAACCGACAAGAAGUAUUGGACAUUACACUUGUGUCGGAAGAGCUGAUAGAUAGGGUAAUACGAUGGAGGGUUCUAGAAGAACACUCCUUUUCCGAUCAUCGGUAUAUUGAUUUUGUACUGAGUGAAAAAGUAGACCAUGAGAACAAAUACAGGAAUCAUAGGAAAACAAACUGGCUAGUGCACAUGCAAGAGCUAAAAAAGAACAUUCCUACGUUUCCUCCAUUCCAACCUAAGUACAAAGAGGACUUAGACACUUUAGUUGAACGAUUCACGGAAUCUUAUCAGCAAGCUUUGGCAAUGUCAUGUCCACUUACUCGCAGUAAGGGAAGAAUUAGGCCACAAUGGUGGUCCCCCGAGCUUAAGAAAUCUCAGAAGGAUUGCAGGAAGCAAUUCAAUGUAGCAAAACUAUCCCAAGAACAACAGGAAUGGGACCGCUACCACAGCCUUCUGAGGUCAUACAAAAAGGAAAUCAGGAAAUCUAAACGUAAUUCGUGGAAAUCCUUCUGUGAAGAAAUCGAGACCACGGCAGAAGCGUCUCGGCUAAGAAAAGUAAUAGCGAAAUCUGCACAUAAUAUUGGGUACCUUCAGAAGCCGGACCAAAGCUGGACGGAAUCCAGUGAGGAAACCCUAAAAUUACUGAUGGAUACUCACUUCCCGGGCAGCUCAGAUAGCUUCUCCGCGGAAUAUACAUUUGAUACUGAAAUUGAGCCAGAUCCUAAUAUGGCCGACUUAAUAUCAGAGGACAAGAUAAGAUGGGCUGUUAAUAGCUUCAAGCCUUUUAAAUCACCGGGACCCGACGGCAUAUUCCCGGCUCAACUACAAAAAUCGAUAAGCUACGUAAUGGAUUGGUUAACAACCAUUCUCGAAGGGACUCUCCGAUUGAACUUUAUUCCUUCUCUAUGGAGGAAAGUGAAGGUAAUAUACAUACCUAAAGCGGGCAAAAGCUCUCACAGCAGUCCAAAGGACUUUAGACCAAUCAGUCUCUCCUCAUUUCUACUGAAAACGUUGGAAAGACUAAUAGAAAUUAACAUAAGAAGCAGACUACCUCCAGAAAGGUUAGCAGUUUCACAACAUGCGUACUCCAAAGGAAAAUCCACGGAAACAGCUUUAAAUUCUGUGGUGACAGAGAUUGAA
Molecule: messenger RNA, 4928 nt
Organism: Zeugodacus cucurbitae (melon fly)
Lineage: Eukaryota; Metazoa; Arthropoda; Insecta; Diptera; Tephritidae
Exons: 2
Coding region: 1980-3359 (459 amino acids)
Source: RefSeq, a predicted model, not a curated record